UCCGCUUCCGGGGGCGCGGCGGCGUUACCGGGCUGGGGGGUGUUGGCACCACCAUGAGCACCAUGUUCGCUGACACCCUCCUCAUCGUCUUCAUCUCCGUGUGUACCGCACUGCUGGCCGAGGGUAUAACUUGGGUGCUGGUAUACCGAACAGACAAGUACAAGAGAUUAAAGGCUGAAGUGGAAAAACAGAGCAAGAAAUUGGAAAAGAAGAAGGAAACGAUAACUGAAUCGGCAGGCCGACAGCAGAAAAAGAAAAUAGAGAGACAAGAAGAGAAACUGAAGAAUAACAACAGAGACUUGUCAAUGGUUCGGAUGAAAUCCAUGCUUGCCAUUGGCUUCUGCUUCACUGCCCUGAUGGGAAUGUUUAACUCCAUAUUUGAUGGCCGAGUGGUGGCAAAGCUUCCAUUUAUCCCCCUCUCGUACAUCCAAGGUGUCUCCCACCGCAACCUUCUGGGCGAGGAUUACACUGACUGCUCCUUCAUCUUCCUCUACAUUCUCUGCACCAUGUCCAUCAGGCAGAACAUCCAGAAGAUGCUCGGUCUUGCUCCCUCCCGGGCUGCCACCAAGCAGGCAGGAGGCUUCCUUGGGCCACCACCUCAGGCAGGGAAGUUCUCCUAAAGCACAGUUACAGCCUUCGUGAAAGAUCUGAGCAGUGCACAGGACUGCCUUUGGGAGGUGUGAAAGAUGAGACUCUGCACAAGGCUCCGCACGUCCAAACCCAGCCUAAAGCAGUUUGGCCACGGUCUCAAAGACACCUUCCGUUUGGAAUGUUCUACCAGCAGUAGUUUGCUCCUCAAAUCGAGAGAGUUCUCAGAAGAUAACUUGACUUUUUUGUUUCGAGUGUUGCUGAGAAAUAAAUGGCAUGGGCAUGUUUA
This is a messenger RNA of Pogoniulus pusillus (Red-fronted tinkerbird), 877 nucleotides long. RefSeq names its product transmembrane and coiled-coil domains 1 (gene TMCO1). Bases 54 to 620 code for a protein of 188 amino acids. The record is from RefSeq and is a predicted model, not a curated record. Gene Ontology annotation, cellular component: endoplasmic reticulum; endoplasmic reticulum membrane; cytoplasm. Gene Ontology annotation, biological process: endoplasmic reticulum calcium ion homeostasis. The transcript is spliced from 7 exons. Lineage: Eukaryota; Metazoa; Chordata; Aves; Piciformes; Lybiidae. Gene Ontology annotation, molecular function: calcium channel activity.